AUGCCCCCAAACGAAACCAAACCUGGCGAACCUGCGCCUGUCGCACCUAUGCCCAUCACAUCCAAGUCCCUCUCUGUCUUUUUUGAUGAACACAGCAAACCUCUUAACUCCGAAGAAGCUUCUGGCCGCCCGAUCUUUUGUAUUGCCAAGGAGGGCAAGAUCAUCCUCGGUCCCCGCCCCCCUGUUGUUGAUCUUCCCACUCCUCUUUGCACAGACGACAACACAUGA
This is a messenger RNA of Cryptococcus wingfieldii CBS 7118, 228 nucleotides long. RefSeq lists its product as hypothetical. The transcript has a single exon. The record is from RefSeq and is a predicted model, not a curated record. Bases 1 to 228 code for a protein of 75 amino acids. NCBI's taxonomy places the organism in Eukaryota, Fungi, Basidiomycota, Tremellomycetes, Tremellales, Cryptococcaceae.